Podarcis lilfordi (Lilford's wall lizard) is the source of this 495-nucleotide messenger RNA. Lineage: Eukaryota; Metazoa; Chordata; Lepidosauria; Squamata; Lacertidae. The record is from the annotation of a GenBank genome assembly.
AACCAGGCAGAGGGGGAGUCAAUCAGCAACUACACCACUGCCCUCAGACAGGCUGCAAUGCACUGCGAGUUCCGAGACUUAGACGAUGCCCUGAUGGACAUCCAUCUGCAACGGCGUCUCCUCGCCAAGCCAGACCUCACGCUACAGAAAGCCAUUGAGGAGGCUGUGGCCUCAGAAGCUGCUGAACGCUCCGCCCAGGAGAUCCGCAAGUCCAGCAGCCCGCGUCUUGCUAGGAAGCCAGUUCCAGUGCAUCAUGAAGAGGCCAGCAGUGAUGAGGCAUCCUCCAGUGAAGACGAUGACGUGCACCAGACAAAGCGGGAGCGCAGGAAGUUCCAACAGAAGUCCAAGGGCCAACCGGCAUGUGCCGGCUGCGGAGGCAACCAUUCCCGUGCCAAGUGUCGAUUCAGAGACGCCAUCUGUCGGAAGUGUUCCAGAAGGGGCCACAUCACUAAGGUCUGCCAAUCGGCUCCGUCUGACACCCCCCUUCACCGACUC